Messenger RNA from Wasmannia auropunctata (little fire ant), 305 nucleotides. RefSeq names its product 5-hydroxytryptamine receptor-like. Lineage: Eukaryota; Metazoa; Arthropoda; Insecta; Hymenoptera; Formicidae. The record is from RefSeq and is a predicted model, not a curated record. The transcript has a single exon. Gene Ontology annotation, biological process: adenylate cyclase-activating adrenergic receptor signaling pathway. Gene Ontology annotation, molecular function: melanocortin receptor activity. The annotation marks the transcript as partial. Gene Ontology annotation, cellular component: membrane.
CGCACACGCGAGACGAUCGAGUCGAAGCGCGAACGUAAGGCGGCCAAGACCCUGGCGAUCAUCACCGGUGCCUUCGUCGCCUGCUGGCUGCCCUUCUUCUUAACCGCGCUGCUGCAAGCCACAUGCCGGACCUGCCAGCCACCCGAGAUCGUGUCCAGUGUGUUCUUGUGGCUUGGAUACUUCAACAGCACCCUCAACCCCAUAAUUUACACUGUGUUCUCGCCGGAAUUUCGGCAGGCAUUCAAAAGGAUGCUGUGCGGUGGUACGCGGGGACUUCGCUGACAGUGGAUUUAAUUCCUUUGCUC